Molecule: messenger RNA, 2848 nt
Organism: Dipodomys spectabilis (banner-tailed kangaroo rat)
Lineage: Eukaryota; Metazoa; Chordata; Mammalia; Rodentia; Heteromyidae
Gene: Rbm39
Product: RNA binding motif protein 39
Exons: 17
Coding region: 367-1959 (530 amino acids)
Biological process (GO): mRNA processing
Cellular component (GO): nucleus
Molecular function (GO): RNA binding
Source: RefSeq, a predicted model, not a curated record
GCGAGAGCCCGUGCUGUAGGCUCUAGGAGACCCCGGGUGUUUGUGUGUAUGUGUGUUGGUGACUGUGAGUACGGGGAAGCCGCGGCCGCCAUUUCAGGGAGCUUGCCGACGCUGUCGCAGGGUUGGACUCUGAGCUGCCGAAGCCGCCGUCCUGCUGGUCCGCGCGGGCGCCUCUAAUCCCAUUGUUUCUUUUAGAUUCGCUCAGGCCUAGCCGCCUUCGGAGCCCGAUUUUCGGGUGGGGCGGUUCCGCGGCCUCGGCCUAGGGGCUUAAGAGUAGCCAGAGCGGCAGCGGCGGCAGCGACAGCAGCAGACUUUUUCCCGAACCGACCACAGGCGUGCGAAAGCCCGAACAGGCGUUUAGAGAAAAUGGCAGACGAUAUUGAUAUUGAAGCAAUGCUUGAGGCUCCUUAUAAGAAGGAUGAGAACAAGUUGAGCAGUGCUAACGGCCAUGAAGAACGUAGCAAAAAGAGGAAAAAAAGCAAGAGCAGAAGUCGUAGUCAUGAACGCAAGAGAAGCAAAAGUAAGGAACGUAAGCGAAGUAGAGAUAGAGAAAGGAAAAAGAGCAAAAGCCGAGAAAGGAAGCGCAGUAGAAGCAAAGAAAGGAGACGAAGCCGCUCACGAAGUCGAGAUCGCAGAUUCCGAGGCCGCUACAGAAGUCCCUACUCCGGACCAAAAUUUAACAGUGCCAUCCGAGGAAAGAUUGGGUUGCCUCAUAGCAUCAAAUUAAGUAGACGACGUUCCCGAAGCAAAAGUCCAUUCAGGAAAGACAAGAGCCCUGUGAGGGAGCCUAUUGACAAUCUAACUCCUGAGGAAAGAGAUGCAAGGACAGUUUUCUGUAUGCAGCUGGCAGCAAGAAUUCGACCAAGGGAUUUAGAAGAAUUUUUCUCUACAGUAGGAAAGGUUCGUGAUGUAAGGAUGAUUUCUGAUAGAAACUCAAGACGUUCCAAAGGAAUUGCUUAUGUGGAAUUUGUGGAUGUUAGCUCAGUGCCUCUCGCAAUUGGAUUAACUGGCCAGCGAGUUUUAGGAGUGCCAAUUAUAGUACAGGCAUCACAGGCUGAGAAAAACAGAGCUGCAGCAAUGGCAAAUAAUUUACAAAAAGGCAGUGCUGGGCCUAUGAGGCUUUAUGUAGGCUCAUUACACUUUAACAUAACUGAGGAUAUGCUUCGUGGGAUCUUUGAGCCUUUUGGAAGGAUUGAAAGUAUCCAGCUCAUGAUGGAUAGUGAAACAGGUCGAUCUAAAGGAUAUGGUUUUAUUACCUUUUCAGACUCAGAGUGUGCCAAAAAGGCUUUGGAACAACUUAAUGGAUUUGAACUAGCAGGAAGGCCAAUGAAAGUUGGUCAUGUUACUGAACGAACUGAUGCUUCUAGUGCUAGUUCAUUUUUGGAUAGUGAUGAACUGGAAAGGACUGGAAUUGAUUUGGGAACAACUGGUCGUCUCCAAUUAAUGGCAAGACUUGCAGAGGGCACAGGUUUGCAGAUUCCACCAGCAGCACAGCAAGCUUUACAAAUGAGUGGCUCUUUGGCAUUUGGUGCUGUGGCAGAAUUCUCUUUUGUUAUAGAUUUGCAAACACGACUUUCACAACAGACUGAAGCUUCAGCUUUAGCUGCAGCCGCUUCUGUCCAACCACUUGCAACACAAUGUUUCCAGCUGUCUAACAUGUUUAAUCCUCAAACAGAAGAAGAAGUUGGAUGGGAUACAGAGAUCAAAGAUGAUGUGAUUGAAGAAUGUAAUAAACAUGGAGGUGUUAUUCAUAUUUAUGUCGACAAAAAUUCAGCUCAGGGCAACGUGUAUGUGAAGUGCCCAUCAAUUGCUGCAGCUAUUGCUGCUGUUAAUGCAUUGCAUGGCAGGUGGUUUGCUGGUAAAAUGAUAACAGCAGCAUAUGUACCUCUUCCAACUUACCACAACCUGUUCCCUGAUUCUAUGACAGCAACACAACUACUGGUUCCAAGUAGACGAUGAAGGAAGAUAUAGUCCCUUAUGUACAUAGCUUUUUUUUUCUUGAGAAUUCAUCCUGAGUUAUCUUUUAUUUAGAUAAAAAUAAAGAGGCAAGGGUCUACUGUCAUUUGUAUACAAUUCCUGUUACUUUGAAAAAAAUAAAAAUGUUAACAGGAAUACAGUGUGCUCAUUCUCCCUAACUAGCAUAUCCCACUGUAUGCCAAGUUGUUCUCUUGUUCUGCCUUUUAAAAUGUUCAUGUAGAAAAAUUACAUUAAGGAUCUAUAGAAAUAGUUCUAGGAGGAACAAAUGUACAUUCUGUCAAGUCAGACAGAUAAGUAAUUUUUUUAUUGUUUUAGGAGUCUUAACUUUUUACACAACAGUUACACUUCACAUUUCACUAAUUUUGAUAUUUGGCUCAUGAUUUAUCAACAGUGUCUGAAAUACACAUUUAAGUGUAUGGAAAUUAAGAUAGCUAAGCAGCUGUUUGGCGAGCAUCUCAUCUUGCAUACUGAUCAUCUGGAGCAAGAAAGGGAGAUUUCACAAUUAUAUUUCUUGAUGGUAACUUUUUAGUUAAAUGUACCUGUAAAAGUUUCUUUGUAAAUACUGUGUGUUCUGGUGUGUCUUUAAGAUUCCAAACAAAAUAAUAACUGCAUUUCCUGAAGGUAUUUAAUAAGUUUGUGAAGCAAGGCACUCAAGCAACAAGUGGGAAAUGCAGAAAUAGGUUUUGUCUGGUUUCAUAUAUAUAUAUAUAAUCUUUGCUCUUUUUAAGCUCUGUGAGCUCUGAAAUAUAUUUUUGGGUUAAUUCAGUGUGUUUGACAAGACAGCUUGAUAUUUCUAUCAAAUGACUUUCAUAUUGCAACAAUCUUUGUAAGAACCACUCAAAUAAAAUUCUCUUAAAAAGGCCAUAAGAAA